Molecule: messenger RNA, 2294 nt
Organism: Linum trigynum
Lineage: Eukaryota; Viridiplantae; Streptophyta; Magnoliopsida; Malpighiales; Linaceae
Source: the annotation of a GenBank genome assembly
GGUGACUGCUCUCUCAGAUUUACUUUGCCCAAAGAAUUGGCCGUUUGAACCCACCGCCUAAUUCCCAGUCCAGCCAUUCUCAAUCGCGCCUAGUCACCUUGGAAAAAAAAAAAAAAAAGAUGGCAGCAUCCACCGCGGAGCUCCAUGACGACUCUGCCCACUACAACCGACUCGCCGAACUGAAAUCCUUCGACGAAACCAAAGACGGCGUCAAAGGUCUAGUCGACGCCGGAAUCACCCACCUCCCUCGCAUCUUCCACAUCCCACCUCACCUCCUCGACACCAGACCAUCGGCUCCAAAAAACUUCACCUUCCCAAUCAUCAACCUCCAAGGCGUAACAGCCAAUCAAGUUCAAGACCCAGAAACCCGAAACCAGAUCGUCGACCAAAUCAGGGACGCAUCUGCAAAUUGGGGGUUCUUCAAAGUGGUCAACCACGGGAUUCCCCAAACUGUAUUGGACGAGAUGAACGCUGGAGUUCGCAGGUUUCACGAGCUGGAUGUGGAGAAGAAGAAGCAAUUCUUCGAGCGCGAGGACCAAACCAAGAAGAUCGUUUACAAUAGCAACUUCGAUCUCUAUACUUCUCCGUUUGCAAAUUGGAGGGACACCAUCUUCUACAAUAUGGCACCAGACCCUCCCCAGCCCCAAAACCUGCCCGCUUGCUGCAGGGAGGUCCUGAUUGAUUACUCCAGGGAAGUGCUGAAAUUGGGGGAUCUGAUUCUGGAAUUGCUGUCUGAGGCGCUGGGCUUGAGUCGAAAUCAUUUGAAAGAAAUGGAUUGUUCGAAUGGGUUGUAUGUACUGUGCCAUUACUACCCGGCUUGUCCGCAACCUGAAUUGACCCUGGGUGCGAGCAAGCAUCAAGACAAUGACUUUAUCACUGUGCUUCUGCAAGAUGAGAUUGGUGGGCUUCAAGUUCUUCAUCAAGAUUGUUGGGUCGAUGUGCCUCCUCUGCCAGGGAGCCUAGUGGUUAACAUUGGUGACCUGCUUCAGCUGAUAUCGAAUGACAAGUUUGUAAGCAUGGAGCAUCGUGUGGUAUCGAAGAAGGUCGGGCCGAGAGUAUCUGUGGCCAGCUUUUUCACUCAUGGGUUCUCACCGAACCCUCGAAUGUAUAAACCCAUGAAAGAGUUGCUAUCAGAAGAUAAUCCUCCGAGAUAUAGGGAAGUAUCGGCUGAAGAGUACACUGCUCAUGUUUUCAAAAAUGGCAACGAAACCUCUGCUUUGCUUAAUUUUAGGCUCUGAGAAUUGGGCCAAUGAGCAAAAACUAAUCCAGGAACUGAUUGAUUAGUAAUGAGCUUUACUUGAGAUAGCAAGCCAAGAACCACAGUGGUGGGUUGCUUUGUGAGUAUACCUUUUUCAUUAGAGGUUGUUCAAUUACAAUAUGAACUGUCGGGACCUCGGAGAUGGUAGUAUACUGCUGUUGGCGUGGUUGUCAGAUUGCGUUUUAGCUAUGGAAAUAGGGUGUGUUAACAUAAAGUACAAAUAUUAGUUGGUAAUCAGAUGAUUGGCAUUGUAAAGGCCAGAAUUUCCGGGGAUUUUUUUCAAAAAUAGCACCUUAAUUUUUUUUUACAAAAAUAGCACUCAGUCCAUAGAAAUUACAAAAAUAACACUCUUUUAUAAAAACCGCACCUUAGAGGUGUGGUUUGAUUGUGAACCGCACCCCCAGGUGCGUUUUGUAUGUAAACCGCACCCUGGGGGCGCGAUUUGACAUUGUUGGCCAAAACCGCAUCUUUGCAAUGCGGUUUGUGUGUCUGACCUAACCAAACAGCAUGGCCUAGAUGCGCUCUUGUGUUGACCUAGCAAAACCGCACUUUGGGGGUGCAGUUUUGCUUCUCCAAAACAAACCGCAUCCUCAAAGAGCGGUUUUGGCAACACAAACCGCAUCCCCCAAUGCGGUUUGUGUGCCAAUUAUUUCCCGACACAAAACAUAUAGCCAUGCAGAUUGACAGACGUGGGGCUACAUGGCAGAUGAAAACCGCACCUUGACGAUUUUGCCUAUAAAAGACAGCUCGGGAAACCUCUUCUCUUUACACAUCUCCUUCUCCCUUUUCAAAUUUCUGUUGUAGCUCCCUUACGUCUCUAGUGUUUUUGCGGUUAACGUUAACUCGUAAGUUUAUUUUGUAUUACUUUUUAUUGUGAAUUGUGAUUUUUAUGAUAUUAGUUGAACUACUGUUUUUUUGCAGAUGACAUUCCAAAAGUUCACGCUUGGGUUACGGUAGAAUGGUUACACGGAAGAGAGCGGAAAGGGGUUCACCUACGUCGGUGGCCAUUUUCAGAAAAUAAAGGUCGCUACCAGAC